AUGCCUUGGCUUCAGCCUAAGCCUCACCCGUACCCUCUGCCCCAGCCUCACCCGUACUCUCUGCCCCAGUCUCGUCCUUACCCUCUGCCCCAGCCUCACCCAUACCCUCUGCCACAGUCUCGCACUUACCCUCUGCCCCAGCCUCACCCGUACCCUCUGCCCCAGCCUCGGCCUUACCCUCAGCCCCAGCCUCGUCCUUACCCUCAGCCCCAGUCUCGUCCUUACCCUCUGCCCCAGCCUCACCCGUACCCUCAGCCCCAGCCUCGCCCUUACCCUCAGCCCCAGCCUCGUCCUUACCCUCAGCCCCAGCCUCACCCGUACCCUCAGCCCCAGCCUCGUCCUUACCCUCAGCCCCAGCCUCACCCGUACCCUCAGCCCCAGCCUCGUCCUUACCCUCAGCCCCAGCCUCGUCCUUACCCUCAGCCCCAGCCUCCUUACCCUCAGCCCCAGCCUCACCCGUACCCUCAGCCCCAGCCUUCACCCGUACCCUCAGCCCCAGCCUCGUCCUUACCCUCAGCCCCAGCCUCACCCGUACCCUUACCCCAGCCCCAGUACCCUCAGCCCCAGCCUCAAUACCCUCAGCCCCAACCACCUUCCCUCAGCCCCAGCCUUUCCCCUCCCCUCAGCCCCAUCUUGUCCUUUCAGCCCCAGCCUCAAGUGACCCUCAGCCCCAGCCUCUCCUACCCUGACCAGCCCAGGUUGUACCCGUGA
Oncorhynchus keta (chum salmon) is the source of this 711-nucleotide messenger RNA. RefSeq names its product protein TsetseEP-like. The record is from RefSeq and is a predicted model, not a curated record. The coding region runs from base 1 to 711 and encodes 236 amino acids. NCBI's taxonomy places the organism in Eukaryota, Metazoa, Chordata, Actinopteri, Salmoniformes, Salmonidae. The transcript has a single exon.